AGAAGACAAAGGAGCGCAAUACACUUGACCAUCGUCAUGUUCACCGGGUUGGGCCUGGACCAGGGCUUGGAGCUGGCGGCCAACGCCUCGAGCACCGCCUGUAACACGACCAGCAACUACAUGUGGGCCAACAACUACUUUAGUGAAUGUGUUCAUAAUGACAAGCAGUUGGCUGGCCUCAUCUUUGGCCUACUCUCCAUCCUGUGCUGGAUCGUGGCUCAAGGCCCGCAACUCUAUCGCAAUUUCAAGACCUCGACCGCAGAAGGCCUCUCGGGCCUCUUCUUGGCCGAUUGGCUUGCCGGUGACAUUACCAACCUCAUUGGCUGCAUCCUGACCAAACAGGUCCCCACACAAUUGUACACUGCCAUCUGGUUCUGCUUUAUCGACACGUCCAUGUGUCUGCAAUGGCUGUACUACGAAAAGUACAAACGCAAGAAAACUGCACCCCAUGUCGUCGCCAGCACCACCUACAACACCAUGGGCGCCGGCAUCGUGGUCACCGUCGCCCUUGCCACUGUGGCCCUCGUGGCCCUGACGGCCGGUCCUGCCGAGGCCGAAGAAGCCCGCCCGGCCGGUCGCGUCCUCCUCGAGAUUCACUCCUUUCAUGGCACGCGUAACAUUGUGGGUUGGACCAUUGGCUGGAUCUCUGGCUUGCUUUACUUUACCUCCCGCAUUCCGCAGAUUGUUAAAAACUUUCGUCGCCGCUCGACCGAUGGCUUGUCGGUGGCCAUGUUUAUCAUGGCCAUUUUAGGCAACACCACCUACGCCUUGGGCGUUCUCCUUGAGUCGUCGGCCAACGACUUUAUCAUCGACCAUCUGCCUUGGCUUAUUGGGAGCGUGGGCACCCUUAUUUUCGACUUUACCAUUGCACUGCAAUUCCUCAUGUUUGGCUCUGAAGACGAAAAAGAAGAGUUAUCGGACCGUAAGCCGUUGCUGCAAUCAGCCUAAGCCGGUAUUGGCUGCCGCGCGUAUCAUGCCCCCUCCCUUCUCUGCUCUACGUGGAGAACAUAAACGUGUGCCCUGGUUUUCAGGCCCUUUGCCUUGACGCAGGGCCUGAAGCGAGCAAACCUGGGAAGGGGGUCAUUGAGAGUUGGAGGAAUUUGUCGGUUGUUCUUUGUUUCUCAAGCAUUUGUGAACGAGGACACUGGGGCGUGCAUUUCAUGCCGCCUUGAUGUUUCCUUCCCCGACCCUCUCUGGGUUCUUGAUUUGGGAUCUUUUGUUUGUUGUUUGUAUAUGUUCCCAUGAUCUCGACGUGCCCUGCAGACGGCCGUGGAUCUUCAUUCUGAUUUGUGUGUUGUGCCCGAAAAAAAGUCCUUGUCGUCUAUUAGCUGAAUCGAUAAGCCACUGAGAAG
This is a messenger RNA of Monosiga brevicollis MX1, 1352 nucleotides long. RefSeq lists its product as uncharacterized. Bases 37 to 948 code for a protein of 303 amino acids. The transcript has 9 exons. NCBI's taxonomy places the organism in Eukaryota, Choanoflagellata, Craspedida, Salpingoecidae. The record is from RefSeq and is a predicted model, not a curated record.